AUGGCGCUGAGCAUGACUCACCAGAUCGGGACGCUCGCCGGGACGCCGAUCCAGGCGGAGUCCGGGAGCGGCGCCGGGGAGCCGUCGAUGGCGACGGUGAGCGCGGCCGCGGUGUGGAAAUCGCCGGCUCCCAGCAUCCGGUGCAGGGCGCAGAAGCCGGACGCGUUGGACGCCUUAUCGCCGCCGCUGAGCCCGUGCAGGUCGCCGGUCCUGGGAGGGAUCCGCCCGGAUCUGUCCGUCGCGUGCCAGGCCUUCGCGGCGGAGAUGGAGGCGCUGCCGCAGGCGGCGGUGAGGGAGCACAAGGAGGUGGCGCCGGCGGCGGGCUCCCGCGAGAAGGGGAGCGGAGGAGUGCCGGUGUUUGUGAUGAUGCCGUUGGACAGCGUGACGAUGAAUAACACCGUGAACCGGAGGAAGGCGAUGAACGCGAGUCUGCAGGCGUUGAAGAGUGCUGGCGUGGAGGGGAUUAUGAUGGACGUGUGGUGGGGAUUGGUGGAGAGAGAGCCUGGGAGCUACAAUUGGGGUGGUUAUGCGGAGCUUUUGGAGAUGGCGAAGAAGCAUGGGUUGAAAGUGCAGGCUGUGAUGUCGUUUCACCAGUGCGGUGGAAACGUUGGUGACUCUUGCUCCAUCCCUCUACCAAAGUGGGCUGUGGAAGAAGUUGAUAAAGAUCCAGAUCUUGCAUAUACAGACCAGUGGGGUAGGAGAAACUACGAGUACAUAUCACUUGGCUGUGACACCCUCCCGGUUCUCAAAGGGCGAACACCUGUACAGUGUUAUGCUGACUUCAUGCGUGCAUUUAGAGACAACUUCCAGCACCUUUUAGGUGAAACCAUUGUGGAAAUUCAAGUAGGCAUGGGGCCAGCAGGCGAACUUCGUUAUCCAUCAUACCCCGAGCAAAAUGGGACAUGGAAAUUUCCAGGAAUUGGAGCUUUUCAAUGUUACGACAAGUACAUGCUGAGUAGCUUGAAAGCUGCAGCCGAGGCUGCUGGCAAAGCAGAAUGGGGCCACACCGGUCCAACUGAUGCUGGUCACUAUAACAACUGGCCAGAGGAUGCCCCAUUCUUCAAAAAGGAAGGUGGAGGAUGGAACAGUCAAUAUGGUGAAUUCUUCUUGUCGUGGUAUUCUCAGAUGCUACUGGACCAUGGUGAGAGAAUACUCUCAUCUGCCAAAUCAGUCUUUGAGAAUACAGGAACAAAGAUUUCAGUCAAGGUUGCAGGAAUUCACUGGCACUAUGGAACGCGUUCGCAUGCUCCUGAGCUGACAGCAGGAUACUACAACACACGUUAUCGGGAUGGUUACCUUCCCAUUGCCCAGAUGUUGGCACGGCACGGUGCUAUAUUCAACUUCACUUGCAUCGAAAUGCGUGACCACGAGCAACCCCAAGAUGCGCUCUGCGCACCUGAGAAGCUGGUGAAGCAAGUAGCUUUGGCUACCCAGAAGGCAGAAGUUCCUCUUGCUGGGGAAAACGCACUGCAGCGCUAUGAUGAUUAUGCGCAUGAACAGAUUUUGCGGUCCGCAUUGCUGAACAUCGAUGGCUAUCCUCAGGAGGACAAGGAGAUGUGCGCAUUCACAUAUCUGAGGAUGAACCCGGACUUAUUCCAAGCCGACAACUGGAGGCGGUUCGUGGCGUUUGUCAAGAAGAUGAAAGAAGGGAAAAACCUGCACCGAUGUUGGGAGCAGGUCGAGAGAGAAGCUGAGCACUUUGUUCAUGUCACUCAGCCUCUGGUUCAAGAAGCAGCCGUUGCACUUAGGCACUGAGAGUAUGUCUAUAGAUGUGUCGCAAGGUGUAUAAUAGAUUCCAUGGUUUGAUGUUGUCCCAUCCCUUUUUUAAGAUAGGAUGGGCGUAGAAAAACUACAAAGUCGUAUGUAGUAAUCGAGGAUGCCAAAAUACUGUUCAUUUCCAUAAUAUAUACGAUAAAGCUGCUUAUUAUCCA
Messenger RNA from Eucalyptus grandis, 1931 nucleotides. Its product is annotated as beta-amylase 1, chloroplastic. Gene Ontology annotation, molecular function: beta-amylase activity. The transcript is spliced from 4 exons. NCBI's taxonomy places the organism in Eukaryota, Viridiplantae, Streptophyta, Magnoliopsida, Myrtales, Myrtaceae. The coding region runs from base 1 to 1755 and encodes 584 amino acids. The record is from RefSeq and is a predicted model, not a curated record. Gene Ontology annotation, biological process: polysaccharide catabolic process.